Messenger RNA from Trichoderma virens Gv29-8, 1530 nucleotides. RefSeq lists its product as uncharacterized. Gene Ontology annotation, cellular component: BLOC-1 complex; endosome. The transcript is spliced from 3 exons. NCBI's taxonomy places the organism in Eukaryota, Fungi, Ascomycota, Sordariomycetes, Hypocreales, Hypocreaceae. Gene Ontology annotation, biological process: regulation of protein localization; endosome organization. The record is from RefSeq and is a predicted model, not a curated record. Bases 202 to 747 code for a protein of 181 amino acids.
UUCAACUACCUCCCCAAGUUUACAUUUGGCCCUUUGUUCCAAAACAAAAACAACCUUCUUCAACUCCAACAACACCAGGACUUAUACUCAUCUACUACCUGUGGCAACUUUUGGUCACUUGUCUGAUACUACACACACGCACACACACACACACACACGACGCUCUAGCCCAUUUACCUCUCCAAUUGGCCAUUAUUCAUCAUGUCUGGCUCAUUCCAAACUGCUGCCUACUCCAUGCCCAUGGCUGUUCCCUCCAAAGGCAGCCAAUACCCCACCUACAGCCAAUACUCCAGCUCCCCACCAGAAUGCGAUGACACUAUGAGCUCCGCCUCUGGUGUUCCCUCUGGAUAUUCCGCCACCUCUGCUGGUUACAUUGGUAGCUCUAGCGGCGACUACGAAAGCACCGGCUCCGCUAGCGGCGUCGACUUCCAGGAGUACAUGCAGGAGCGUUUCUCUAACUCGUUCGACCCCAUCCCUCUCGAUCGGAGCAUGGCUGUCCAAGCACAAACUUCUGGUAAACUCAAUGCCAAGCACCGCGAACUCAUGGAGCUGCAAAAGCAGGCCCAAGCUCGCCUUGCCAGGACGCGUGAGCGAUUCUCUGAGGGCAUGCGGGAUGCACGGGAGGUCCGCAACGACCUGGAGUGGACUCAGAAGAAAGUUUCAUCUCUCAACGCAAAGGCUGCACGAAAGCACCCCAAGGAGCACGCAAAGGCUCGCCAACGCUUUCCCUCCCCAGAGUACAACUAAGCACGGGAAAAAAAUCGGUUUCUCACACUCUGUUUUCUUUUGUGUUUUUCAUCAAUACGGCUUUUUCCGGCGAUUUCACAAAAAGCGAAUUUCAUCAUUCUUUGCGCCAACGGCUAUAUUCACGACCAAAAGUUGUGCCUUUUCGGCCACAAUUUGCAUCACUCUGAGCGAUUUCAACUGGGAGGAAAGCGUUCCAUUCACUAGCAUGAACUGAAGUUGAAUUUGGCGCGAACCGCGCGGCAAUCUUGCAGGGUUGGAUGCCAGAUCUCUUGCUGCUUUACCAGCCCUAUGGCCGGGCGGUUCUACCCGCCACAAGCCCCGUUUUGGCGCUGUGACGGUGUGGGGGUGAGAAACGAGAAACUUACGACAAUAAUGACUUAUGAUUGGAUAGAUGAUGGCAAUCGGGGAGCAGGGCCGAAGCGUACACUCCUCUUUCUGAACCUGCAGGAAGACCAGGGGCUGCAAUGACCAUCUCGUGCAAACCACGAGGGUUGCAGGGUCCUCAGCGCCCAAGACGGCCCUCUUCCCCACCAGGGGUGUGCGAUGAGCUGGAGCGAGCGAGCGAGGACUCCGUAGAGGCAGAAAGAUGUGAUGGGAUGUGAAGGCGCCUUUCCUAUUGGGGAUGAAAUAUUGCUGCAUUGGGUAUCGGCGGGAACCAAAGGCAAGGAAGUACUACUCUAUUUGGCGUUGUUGGCGUUGCUGUGGGCACCCUAGAGUCUAUUGCAAGAUGAUGAGGAUGUUUGUAAGCUCUGUAGCAAUAAAAGUGUCCUUUUCCAGUCUUGG